UAAGGGGUAAUAAUCUGUAGACAGGAACCUGACAACAUGGCAUUAUCUUAAUCUGAGUAACUUGCCUUCCAUGCUGGCACUUCUGCCUCCUUAUUAAGCAAUCACAGAAAAUGGUAAGCCAUUACAUCCAGAUUUGUGUUUACAAUUUAGCUAAAACAUACUCCAUUGUUUUAUACAGCAUCUUCCUACUUGAAGUGACUUAAAACAGUGUGCUCCAAAACCUACACAUACUUGACACGAAUAAAUUGGUAUUCUCUUUAUUUGACUCUGCAAUCAUCAAAAAUCUUGUACCUGACAGAGACGGCAUACAUGGGACAGACGUGGGAGCCAGAUGCACAAGAUCUCACAGAUGAGGAGGAGCAGCGAGUACCAGCAAGGUCCAUUUACAGACUGGUAAUCUUAGACAUACGCUUCUCCCACUUGUCCCAAUGUUCGUAAACAGAGGAUUAUAGAGAAGAUGAGAGGUAAUAGCUCUUCUUAAACAUUCUUUUCUCUAGGCUGUUGCAAUCUCAUUUCACAAUGGAAAAAUUAAGAUUCGUCUUGAUUACAGACUGCCCAUCCACGUCAAUGGGAGUUGUCUGCACCAUUGUGAGUGCACUGUAAGGUACAGAGGCAGACUGUAGCAGAGAUGGCUCAUCUAAAGAAACCAUAGUCUUGCCACAUGGAGCAACUCAGCUCCAGAAAACCCUUGCAGCAGUCUCUUCAACUUCUGGGAUUCGCUAUCUAGAGAUUAUUGUCUUUAACUAUACACUAGGGUCCCUGGAAAAAGAGGUCUAUUAUUUAUCAUGCAUAAAAUAACUUUUUACAUUCCAAAACCCAUCUGAAAAGUCUUACAUCUGCUUUUUGAGUACCAUGUGUGUGGAAAGGAAGGUUAAGUAACUUCCUCAUGAUUCUUUCAUGUACCAAGAGUGAGAAGCAGAAUCAAAAGCACGAUUCUCUGCUCCAAAUAAGCUUGGUAAGACAAUACUUACCCCCAGCUGACAAACUCAAAGCUGAACACCCUGUGAAUGUCACAGAAGUUAAAUAAGGUUGUGGCUUUCAAUCUUUACCAUAAUUCUUUGGGCCAGCCACCCUUUUGCUUGCAAAUACACCAUGGAGUUCUGGUAACACGUUAGGUAGGUUUUAAAAAAAAAGGAAGAGUUGGCGCAACCUGUAAGCUGACCAGACAAAGUACAAGUGGAAGGAGAGUCAAUCAUUAGCCAGACAGACAGGCCUUGAACCAGAUCACUUCAGCAGAUGCUAACUUAGUAAUUCCCUCUUGCUCCGAAAUGAACUUUGUUCCUGUGAUGACUGACAGCUGAUGCAACGAUAAGAGAAUGAAGUCUAUAAAAAUCUAGCUGAAGCUUGGGAAGUUCUAUUUGGGGCUCUUCCUACCUCCUCCGCCCAAGGCUGGUCCUACAGUCAGUGUGACAGCUCAUACUGAGAAGAUGCACUGUUGGAAGGUGAUGGCAGUCUUUCUGCUCUGCUCACUGCUGCUCAGCCAGACACACUGCGCUUCCUUGCACCAACAACAGCCCCAGCUAACAAGACAGAGGCGGAUGACACCUUUCUGGAGAGGAGUCUCACUAAGACCCAUUGGAGCCUCGUGCAGGGAUAACAGUGAAUGCAUUACAAUGCUGUGCAGGAAGAACCGCUGUUUCCUCAGAACAGCCUCAGAGUGACCUGUCACGAUGAAAAACGCCCAUCACUGUUACUGCUAACAAUGCUCCACUCUACUUGUGAAAUAUUUAUUGACUGUUCAAAAGCUAGGACAGUGAAUCGAGCAAUAAGUAUAUUUAACACUUCUGUCAUAUGAACUGAUAAAAAAGGACUUCAAACAACUUGAGAGCAUUUCCUAACCAAGGCUGUACCUCUGCAGCACACGCUUCAGGAUGACUCUCUGGCCAAGCUCAGUAAAAGGACUCUGCAUCUCGUGUUUGUUUUGGUUUUUUGUAAUGGUUCUUUUUUUUUUUUUUUUUUUUUUUCCUCUGAGGUGUGAAUUAAAAAUUUAUAUUCAGCAAACCACCUUGGUUUUUGCUCAAUACCUUGGUUUUCCUUGUAUCCUGUGAGCAAAGUGUAUGAUGAGUGCACAGCUGGUGUUUCGGAGUGCUUAUUUCAAACUGGACUUUAGACAUUUAUCCUUCAACCUGGCAAGUGCAUAAAGUAGAUCAUGCUUCCAUCUCAUUUCAGUCUCAACAGCUGAACUCUUAUCAGUACUUCAGAUAAAGGCCUGUUAGAAAGAGGGAGCAAACAAACCGAUAAUACUGAUAGCAUUUUCAAUAUCCCAAAUAUAUCCAGUGAUAACUGGAAGGAAAAGUAUUUACUUUUAAUUACUUCUAAUCAAAUUUACUUAAAUAAAUGUCCUAGACUGACUUGUGCCACUGAAGUAUCUACUAUUUUAAAAUAAAUUGAUCAAACCCCAA
Harpia harpyja (harpy eagle) is the source of this 2402-nucleotide messenger RNA. RefSeq names its product liver enriched antimicrobial peptide 2 (gene LEAP2). Gene Ontology annotation, biological process: defense response to bacterium; antimicrobial humoral immune response mediated by antimicrobial peptide. The coding region runs from base 1428 to 1661 and encodes 77 amino acids. The record is from RefSeq and is a predicted model, not a curated record. The transcript is spliced from 3 exons. NCBI's taxonomy places the organism in Eukaryota, Metazoa, Chordata, Aves, Accipitriformes, Accipitridae.